AUGGCAAAGCGCAAGGCCAAAGCCAAGGCUGCUCCAAUUGCAAAGUCACAAGCCAAGACCGCUGGCGAAAUCACUCCUGUCGACAACACCAAUGAUAUUGACAACACCAAUGAUAUUGACAACACCAAUGCUGUCGACAUCGUUCAGCAGCAUGAUGAAGAAACACCCAAAUCACCACCGAAGAUCCUCCUUACCGAUCUACCCUUGGAACUCCUCUUCAUGAUCCUCGACUGCCUCAUUCCCGAUCCUUCAUACCCGUAUGCGGGCUACCCUCUCCUGCGCGAAAAUCAAACAGGCAUUCGUAGAGCUCUCGUCGCCCUCCAACAUCCACUACUGUUCACAUGCUCAUCACUUCGUCUCUCUCUACUUCCCUACUUCUACUCGACUUCUCAGUUCUACGCAAUGAUCGAUAUGAGACUGAAAGGUAGCAAGAGCGUUGCCGAUGUCUUGACACUGCGACGACUCCAAGAGCGGCUUCCAUGCAACCUAAGCACUGUGAGAGUGACCUUCAGACUCCACCAUCUGACAACCAAGGGACUCAACUGGUCAGCCUUCACCGAAUUAGGCUUAAUACUGUACGAAGGGUAUCAGAGCGAAAAGUGCAAGUCUGAGAAGAAGAUCGAGAUUGUGUCUCCACGAUGGCAGCUACAGUGUGCUGACUCCAUCAACUACUACUCUCGACCUCCGUCUAAUUUCAGGCUCAACACAGAUCUGCAAGCGCUACUAGAUGGCAUAAACCGCCAGGCUUUUGCAGCACUCGAUUCUGCAAAAGACUCACAGGCUUUCAACACCCGACUGGAGAAGUGGUUGAAGGAGGAUCAGGACACAGAAGAUCCUACAUACCGCAUCAGAAACACACUAAGACGUUGUAUGGGCAAAAGUGGAAAUGGUGUCACAAUUGAGAUCAGAGGGGUCUACCGUGGUUUGUGA
Molecule: messenger RNA, 930 nt
Organism: Aureobasidium pullulans EXF-150
Lineage: Eukaryota; Fungi; Ascomycota; Dothideomycetes; Dothideales; Saccotheciaceae
Exons: 2
Coding region: 1-930 (309 amino acids)
Source: RefSeq, a predicted model, not a curated record